AUGGCAGAAGAAGCACCAGCACCCGCCGCGGCUCCAGCCAAGGCUCCAGCUAAAGCCCCAGCCAAAUCCCCCGCCAAAGCCCCCAAGAAGAAGGCAAGCAAGCCCGCCAAGGCCGGACCCAACGUCCGGGAGCUGAUCAUCGCAACCGUGACCGCGUCCAAGGAACGCAGCGGCGUCUCUCUGGCAGCCCUGAAGAAGGCUCUGUUAGCCGAAGGAUACGACGUGGAGAAGAACAACAGCCGCGUGAAGACCGCCGUGAAGGCUCUGGUCGCUAACGGGACUCUGUCUCAGCCCAAGGGAUCCGGAGCCUCUGGUUCCUUCAAGCUGAACAAGAAGGCUGAACCUAAAGCCGCGAAGCCGGCGAAGAAGCCCGCUGUUAAAGCCAAGAAGCCCGCCGCGAAGAAGGUCGUAGCAGCAAAGAAGGCAAAGCCCGCAGCCAAGAAGCCAGUGGCCGCCAAGAAGUCCCCGAAGAAGGCGAAGAAACCCGCGGUGGCGGCCAAGAAGGCAACAAAGAGUCCCAAGAAGGUCGCUGCUAAGAGCCCCAAGAAGGUGGUCAAGAAAGCCGCUGCUCCCAAGAAGUCUCCCGCCAAGAGGGCGGCGAAGCCCAAAGCAGCGAAGAAGACCGCGGCCAAGAAGAAGUAAACUGUCGUAAACUGUCGGAACUCCUGCAAAUACAAAGGCUCUUUUAAGAGCCACACAAGUGUUUCUAUGAGAGCUCAAACACUCUUAUUAUUAUUAUUAUUAUUAUUAUUAUUAUUAUCUUAGUUUAAAAUACAAGACUAGAAGAUUAGAAGAAGUAUCUGCUGCUUCUUCUUAAAGUUGCAUAUAGUCUUUAUAUUUUAUAAUUUAUGUAAUCUGUAAACUGUGUGUACUUAUGUGUGCAUGUACUGUAUAUAGAGAGAGUAAGGGGUUGUGUGUGUGUAUGUGUAUGUUAUAUAAUAUAAUAUAUAUAUAUAGUAUUAUAUUAUAUAACUUCUGGGUAAUUGUUUCUGUUAUUUCUCAUAGUAGUAGUAGUAUUAUUUGCAUAAUAUGAAUAAUAUAUUUGAUAUUAACAACUAGCUAGCUACAUUUUUUAAAUAUAAUUGAAUGAAUAUUCUCACAACAAAAACAAAUGAUAAAUAUAAGAUAAAUCCCUCCAUUUGUCA
Solea solea (common sole) is the source of this 1145-nucleotide messenger RNA. RefSeq names its product histone H1-like. Gene Ontology annotation, molecular function: DNA binding; structural constituent of chromatin. Gene Ontology annotation, biological process: nucleosome assembly. Gene Ontology annotation, cellular component: nucleosome. Bases 1 to 642 code for a protein of 213 amino acids. Lineage: Eukaryota; Metazoa; Chordata; Actinopteri; Pleuronectiformes; Soleidae. The record is from RefSeq and is a predicted model, not a curated record. The transcript has a single exon.